Molecule: messenger RNA, 5593 nt
Organism: Macrobrachium nipponense
Lineage: Eukaryota; Metazoa; Arthropoda; Malacostraca; Decapoda; Palaemonidae
Product: gem-associated protein 5-like
Exons: 25
Coding region: 173-4624 (1483 amino acids)
Biological process (GO): spliceosomal snRNP assembly
Cellular component (GO): nucleus; SMN complex
Molecular function (GO): protein binding; mRNA 3'-UTR binding
Source: RefSeq, a predicted model, not a curated record
UAACUUCGGCAACCACAGUAAUGGCCGUCCAAGACCUGACGUAAGUAACAAGCCGAUUCCCAGCGGCCCAGUCACACUGACGCUGCGCAGUAUUCACUGACUACUUCGAGACAGAACAUAACGUCCCAGCUUCCAACGGUGUUCGUCUGAUGGAGAAAUUCGUCUGAGCAAAAUGGAAAGUGUCGAUUGUGAUAUUGACUCUUACUCUUGUCUGUCUUUCAGACUCAGUGACAAACUGAAGCUACAAAACCAAGAAGACUGGUAUUUUGAGAUAGAGGAUUUUGGGACCAUACUAUUUCCACCUUCUCCUAAUUGGUUUUUGAGUGGAGCUGUUGACAGUCGAGAAGAAGAUGCAAUUUUGGUCACUGCAUCAUUCAAGAACAUUGUAGUUUAUCAGCUGCUUCAGGAUGUUUCAUUACCUAAGAUACUCAGGAUGGUGCCUUACCAAGAAAAGGUUCAGUUGGUAUCAAUUUAUCCGGACGCAAGUCAUGCUUUAUAUGGGAUGACUGUUGGCAGUUGUAGUGACUCGGGGAGUGUUAGACUCAUUAACAUGGAAUCAGGUGCCAAUGUUUGGCGUCAUAGCGAACACCAGGGUUCCUUAGUUACAGGCCUUUCUUGGGGUAUUGUUGGAGAAGAGCCAGUUCUUGUCUCUGUUGAUGACAAAAGUCGCAUGGUAGUAUGUCAGCCAAGACACCAGGUAGCUAAAGUUCAUAAGAUUCCUAGUGUUACUGAGGCCGCUUGUCUUGAAACUAAUCCCAGUGAUAGGAGUCAAGCCCUGCUAGCUGGAGGGAAAAUGAUACACCUUGUUGACCUUAAAGAUGGUAAUGUUCUAAUGCAGUUUCAAGGUCACAAUUCAGAUAUUUAUUGCAUAAAAUGGUUCCAAGGCAAAGGCAGUCCUUUUCCUUUGGAUAUUCAAGAAAAUGACCAUCCUACAGUUUCUCAAGAGUCCAAAAAUGGAAAUGAAAGUGCAAAUGAUGUCAAAGGUCCAGAUAGUGACAAUUGGCGAAUCAAAACUCAGUCACCAAAUAUGGAGGGCCCAUUUUUUGCUUCUUCAGAUUAUGGGCGUCAAGUUUUCAUUUGGGAUUUGAGUGCCAAGAGAUAUGUAACAGAAGUUUCAGUUCCUCUGAGUGCAAGUUACACCAAGAAAUUUCAUGGAAAGGAGAAAAUAACAGGAAAGCAACACAUUUCGCUAUCAUGGUUCAAAAGUGACCUGAUGUCAACAACACCUAAAGGGGAAUUACUCAUGUGGAACUUAUGGCCAGGUGGUGGAAGAUAUACGGUAAUUCAUCACUUACAUACCCGAGCCAUAUACAAUUUAACAUUGAUUGGGAAUAUUGCUGUUAGCUGUGGUCAAGACCGGUUUUUGCAAGGCUAUCAUGUAGUCAGUUCUUCCCAUAUGUUUCAGUAUCCCAUUCUUGGAGCAUGUGCCACUUCUUUAGCUUUCUGUCCACAUGAUGUCAACAGAUUGGCCAUUGGAUCUCAGGAAAAUGUUAUACGACUUAUUAAUUUUGAGGGUAAAGUGCCCUUACAAACUCAAGUAGUCUGGCAGAAUAUAAAGGGCAAGAUUAUGUCACUAGCGUGGCAUCCAGAACAUGAAGGAAAACUCUUGUUUGGUACAGCUUCUGGGCAAGUUGGUUGGGUUGACAUAUCAGGACGUGUAACUUCAUGCGCUUAUUACCACCAGAAGUCUGUUUAUAAAGUUGAAUGGGCUCCUUUAAUGUGCCCAGAGAAAACUGGUCUGAGUGAUACUUGGUGUGCUUACUCAUUUGGAGAUCGAGAGAUUGUCAUUCGCUCCUCUUCCAAUGCAAUGACAAAUCCUGUGCAUUUGCUGCCUUUAUUGUCAGAACCUGCUAAUUCCAAGGCAUUGAAGGAUGUCACCGAAUUUUCAUUUAGUUGCGACUACAAGUAUUUUGCUGUUGGAGCCAAUGAUGGACAGGUACGUAUUUAUUCUGCAGCAGACCUGAAGUUAUGUGUAUCAUUGCAUGUGUUGAGAAAAGCAAUUCAACAUAUUCUGUGGCAGCCACCUGUAAACUCCUCUUCCUCCUAUGUGGUUGCUGUUGGCUCCAAUGAGAGUCGACUGUGCAUCUUUGACCUCAGUGCACACUUUGGAAAAACACCAUGUGAAGUUGAAAUCUUGACCCAAGCAACUCGAGAUUUAUGUGGACAUGAAUCACGUGUAGUUUGGUUGGCCUGGUCACCUCAUAAGCCAGAUGUUCUUGCCUCUGCAUCUUAUGACCAUACAGUGCAGUUGUGGAAUGCAAACACAGGUCAAAUGUUAGUUAAUUAUGGAGGGCAUACCAGCAGAGUUUUCCGAGUUGAGUUCAGUCCAUCUGACCCAGAUCUUAUGUUCAGUUUUGGUGAAGAGAACUCUCUUCAUUCUUGGAGACCUUCACAACUUACAAGUAAAACACCAGGUGAAAGUCUAGCUAAGGGAAAGGAUCGUGUAAAGAAAAUAAAAGAGCAGGCAGAAACAGGGGACCAGACUUGCAAGGAUGUAGCAGCUUCAAAUACAGUUGAAAAAAAAUCUAAACCAGGUGUAGCAGGUACAUCCAGUGAGAAGCCCAUUUCAGGCAGUACCAUGGUGGCUAGCACCAAGAGAGGCAUAUACAAAUCCUUUUUCCCGAAGCUCCAUUCAACCUGCUCAAAGAAAAAGAGUUUUUUCCAUUUGAUUGUAGUUAACCUCUUGAACUCUGUUGAAAAUAAUGAAGAAGCCAAGGCCAAAGGAAAAGAAGUUGAGGAAGAAUUGAGUGAUGAAUUAGAAGAAAGUAGCAGUAAUGAUCAAGUUGAAUUGUGUAUUGAGAACAUUGAAAAUGUCUGCAAACAAUUUGAUUUCUUAUUGGAAAAGGACACAGAAAUGCCAGAGCCUGAAGAACUCUUGUAUGCGCUGAGAUUAUAUGGAAAACCAGUGGAAAUGGAUGAACUUUUGACAACUGAAAUUUCAGAGCAUGUAAAAAGAGGCAGUUCUGUGCAAGGAGACCUAAUGCAUUGCUGGCGUGGAUCGUUAGACGAACAUAUCCGCAAUGCUGCUCGACAGAAGCAGCUCAAUCCAUUUCUAGUUUCUAGCGCACCACAAGUUUCUAUAAAGUUGUGGGAAUAUGCAAGUGAGGCAUAUGCAGAACAACUGAUUGAGGAAGGAGAUUUUAUUUCUGCAGCAACAUAUCUAGUCAAUAUUAAUAAGGUUGAAGAAGCCAUAGAAUUGCUGAUGAAGAAUAGGUGUUUCCGGGAAGCUAUGUCUAUUGCCAAAUGUCGUAGGGGUUAUAGUGAAGAGCUUGUCAAGAAGAUUACUCUUGGUUGGGCUGCUUCCACAAUAUAUGAAGGCGCAUUUGAUUUUGCUGCAUCCCUUCAGGUCAGCAUUGGCCAGAUUGAAGAGGCUGCGGCAACUAUGGCUCGACGGAAUGAUCAUGGAUCUCUCUUUGUUGCAUCUCUUCUGUAUCAACAUGCUGAAAAGAAAGAUCUUACUAAAUCCAUUGGAUUGCUCUCGCUGAAAGAGGCUUGCAUCAAGCAAGAUCAUGAUAAGAUUGAUCGUUACUUGGCAUAUUUGCCAGAAUUAGAGUGGUUCCGCAUUAUAUCUUGCUGCCAUCAGAAUCUGGUAAAGCUUGUACAAGAAGUCACAAGUGAUGAACAGUCUCCAACUUACUGUAUUGUAAAGUCACAAGUGGUUAAUAAGGGGAACACAGAAACUGAAGAGGAGUCAGUUAUUGUUUCUGAUGUAGAGGAAAGUAUGAGUCCAAUUGAAAAGUACCCUUUUCUUCAGCAUUUGACUGAGGAAUUGAUAAACUAUGGGUUCAAGGAUGAGAGUUAUCCACAUCUUUAUGAAACUAUUACAAGUAGUCUUGCUGCACAUCAGACACCCACAUCUGUUAAACAGCUUUGGUUCCUUGUAGCCAUAGCAUUGUGUGAACUUCUAAUGAGCCCAACGCAGGAAUUAUGGGAGCUUCGUCUAACAGAAUUGCUAAAUUAUGCCUUGUCCUGGGGAAAAGUAGAUCAGGCAUAUCAUCUUACACACAUUUUACUCCCACGAGGGGUAACUGAUCUUUCUACUCUUCACAUGAACUUUGAAUAUCAAGAGGGUUGUAGUAAAGCUGUCAGUCUGUUACUUCAUAUUUACCAUGUGUCAGAGUUAGGUUUACUACAUUCAGAAUUGCAGUGUGAAGAGGCGUGGACUUUCAUCCAGCAGAAUUUAGUCUGUGAAGAGAAUGCUAAACAGUCUGAAAAUCCAGUUGAUGUUUCUUCAGGUGAAACUGAGAAUGAUAGCACAUCAAUUUAUGAUUCUGAAAAACAGGAAAACACAGUAUUGAAGGCUAUGAUGAAAGAGGCAGAAAAAGGUGAACAUUUUGACUGUGCAAUAAAGGUGGACAAAGAGAAGUGUAAAAGUAAAUUAACAAAUAUCAAAUUUUUGUCCCUUCCCAGGACAACCACAGAGUUUUUGAGUAAACUUCAUAGCCUUUGUGAUUUCUUUAUAACAGAUAAAGAUGUUCAUAAUGUGAUGAAGAGGGUUACUGAAGUUUUAUCAAAUCCCAAGGAGCUUCUACUGCAAAUAGUUUUGAAUUUUAAGGAAAAAGGAAAUUUGAAGGAUAAAGAUGUGCAGGACCUUAUUUUCAAGAUAAGCUCACUCAAGAGCUAGUACAAAAUUUGUGUGUGAAAGAUUUGAUAUGGAUGGAUUAUUUAGUCAGAAAAUUAGUUGGAUAAAAAGCUCAAUAUGUAUGCAUAGGAAACCAAGGAGAAAGGGCAGAAAUGAAGAUCGAGAUCAGAUUGAAAUUUGGGCAGAAACUGCACAAGACAGGUGACUGUAGAGAGAAUUCAGUCAUGGUCAAACACCAUCAAGGAAAAAUUGAUGGAAGGCAUCAGUGAUAAUGAUAGAUAAGUAUCUAUGAAAUUUAAAGCUUUUAUGUAGUUUUUAAAAUUGGUUUAUUAUCUAAAGCUUUUAAGGAGUAAAAUUUAACACUAUUUUGAGGGAAACUUUAUCAAGAAUCUCAUUAUCAAAUUGUGAUCAAUACAAUACUGCUGUUCCACUUGUUCAAGAGGAAUACAGUAGUUUAAUUCACAGUUUCAGGAAAUUUUGACUCCACAUUAAUGAGGAGCUAAGAUGUCUUGAAAUUAAAUAUGGACUGUGUGCUAAUCCUCAAACUUGUUCUUGUGGAAAGUGGUGUUUUCUGAUAUUAAACAUAAUGAAAAGAACUGAUUCAGCAUUCAGGUGAACUUGCACCCUGAAAUAUUUCAUUAAAAACUAGGGGAGCAGGUUUUUAAAAGUUAAUUUUGAACUACAUGUCAUCAGUAAAAAAUUUGUUGGAGUUGUGCUGUUUUCCAUAUGACUGAAUGAGUAUAUUAUAUUUCAUGCACUGUACUUCCCUUAUUUUUUCACUGUGUUAAUACAGUGCUAGUACUGAAUGUUAUUGUCAGUGAAGAAGUUUUUAGUCAGGAUAAUGAUCUUGUCCUUGUAAAUUUUUUCUUGAAAUACACAAUUUUAGAUUUCAGUUUAAUGUGUUACAUUAAAAUGGCAAAUUAAUGAGACAUUAUCUUAGCAAUUUUAGUAUGGAUUAUUUACAUUGUUAUUUUUUAUUCUUUCACCAAACUCAAUAAAAGGCAAAAGGUU